AUGGCGAUGAUGAUGACUGGCCGUGUGCUGCUGGUGUGUGCCCUCUGCGUGCUGUGGUGCGGUGCCGGCGGUAGGUGUGACGGGGAUGCUGAUUUUGCUGAAAUAAAAGAUGAACCAUCGAAGGCUUCACAAUCUUCAUCUCAAGGUGGUCAUGCAGGAGAAAAGCAUAUGCCAAACCCAAUCGUUGGAGUGGUGAACACCUCAAAUGAACUGUUAAAUGAGCAGGACGGUAAGAAUGGCAGCCCUCAAACAGGUUCUGUCGAACAGCCGUCAACAGAUAAUGACGGGAUGGAAGCAGAGGGAGAAAAAGCAAAAGGAAAAAAAGUUGAAGAUGCAGAACCAAGAAGAAAUGGAAAGGAACAAUCGCAAGAUGAUUCAGAAAGAACAGAGGAACGCGAAGCCCUAAUAGAAGAAGAAAGGAACACAUCUCCACCAACAGUAGCAAAUAAGUUGGUAACAAGUGAAGAAGGAGCAGGACCAGCAGCGGGAAAUGCAGGGCCAAGGGUUCAAGCAGUAAAACCACCGCAAUUACCAGCAUCACCACAAGCAUCAGAUGAAACUCAAUCCGGUGACAGUUCUGUUGGAGGUCCUAAGAAAGAUAAAGGUUCCAAUUUGAAUAAUUCUGCUUCUGACAGUGGCAAUCCAUCUCCUGUUGACAGUUUGUUUUCCGGUGGUGGAAGUAGUGGACUAGGCGGUGGCAGUCCUCAAGAUGACUCUUCGGAUUCUCCUCUUUCUGCGGCUGUCCUUUCUUUAUCUUCCCCCCUUGGUACACCAUCUGUUCAGGACACACAACCUUCAGAAAAGGUUCGGCAGUCGGAAACAAUUUCUUCUGAGACCGCGUUUCCCAACGAGCAGCCAAAGGAGAGAUCAGAAUCCGAAGCAAAAGAAGGCACUUUUACUUCACAAGAAGCAGCAGAAAGUCCAUAUGGUGAUGGGGAUGCAACUGAAAACGAGAAAGAGAAGAGAGACGUGGGACUGAAAUCCACUACAAGCCCAACCCCUACUACCAGCGACCCACCAGUAAAACAAACAACUCCACGAGCAUCUUCCGCAGAGCCAUCACCAACAACGGAAGUUCAAGCAGAAGAAGAAACCUUAAAAGAUAACGUCACCACCGCCAUGAGAAAUGACACGGCGAUACCUGGCGACAGUGACGGCAGCACUGCAGUCUCCCACACCACUUCCCCUCUUUUGCUUCUUCUUUUCCUUGUUGCGUGUGCGGCUGCGGCUGCGGUGGUGGCCGCGUGA
Molecule: messenger RNA, 1248 nt
Organism: Trypanosoma cruzi
Lineage: Eukaryota; Euglenozoa; Kinetoplastea; Trypanosomatida; Trypanosomatidae
Product: mucin-associated surface protein (MASP), putative
Exons: 1
Coding region: 1-1248 (415 amino acids)
Source: RefSeq, a predicted model, not a curated record